Molecule: messenger RNA, 3860 nt
Organism: Fukomys damarensis (Damara mole-rat)
Lineage: Eukaryota; Metazoa; Chordata; Mammalia; Rodentia; Bathyergidae
Gene: Srm
Product: spermidine synthase
Exons: 7
Biological process (GO): spermidine biosynthetic process
Cellular component (GO): cytosol
Molecular function (GO): spermidine synthase activity
Source: RefSeq, a predicted model, not a curated record
CCCCGGGCCCUUCGGCGGAGCGGGCCGCUUUCCCCCCACCCCGGAGGACCCAGGUCCCCGCUGUCACUCCGCAGCAAGACCUACGGCAACGUCCUGGUGCUGGAUGGCGUCAUCCAGUGUACGGAGCGGGACGAGUUCUCCUACCAAGAGAUGAUCGCCAACCUGCCGCUGUGCAGCCACCCCAACCCCCGCAAGGUGCUGAUCAUCGGGGGAGGAGACGGGGGCGUCCUGCGUGAGGUGGUGAAGCACCCCUCGGUGGAGUCUGUAGUCCAGUGCGAGAUUGACGAGGAUGUCAUCCAAGUCUCUAAGAAGUUCCUGCCGGGCAUGGCCGUUGGCUACUCUAGCCCAAAGCUGACCCUGCACGUGGGUGAUGGCUUUGAGUUCAUGAAACAGAACCAGGAUGCCUUCGACGUCAUCAUCACCGACUCCUCGGACCCCAUGGGCCCUGCUGAGAGCCUCUUCAAGGAGUCCUAUUACCAGCUCAUGAAGACAGCUCUGAAGGAGGACGGCAUCCUCUGCUGCCAGGGUGAGUGCCAGUGGCUGCACCUAGACCUCAUCAAGUCGAUGCGACAGUUCUGCAGGUCCCUCUUCCCUGUGGUGGGCUAUGCCUACUGCACCAUCCCCACCUACCCCAGCGGCCAGAUCGGCUUCAUGCUGUGCAGCAAGAACCCGAGCACCAUCUUCCAGGAGCCGGUGCAGCAGCUGACGCAGGCACAGGUGGAGCAGAGGCAGCUGAAGUACUACAAUGCCGAGGUGCACCGUGCUGCCUUCGUGCUGCCCGAGUUCGCCCGCAAGGCCCUGAACGAUGCCAGCUGAGCCCCGGUGCCGCCAUGCCACCGUCCCAGACCUUGGGCUGGACCAGGGAGCCUCCGGGGUGUCGGGGUCCCCCCAGCCUGGACCAGACCCCUGCCGGCUCUCGCCCCUUGGCCAUGUCUGACAGGCCCUGGGAUGCCACCCCCAGCCCUGCUGGGCACACUCCACAUGUCUGUCCUCUCCGGUGUCCAGCUCUGUACAGCACCGUCUGCCCUGUUGCCCCUCAGCAAACAAGUAUUUAUAACAAAGCUUGCAGUCCUGUCCCCUGACCUUCGCUGGUCCCAGCAGAAGCCACAUGAGCUAUUGCUGGCCACUGUUGGGUGUGAGGGUCUCCAGGGCCCUCCUCCCAUCACACGGGGCCAGCCCAGGGCCUUGGACAUGGAAGGCUACGGCAGUCACCCCAUCAGCCCAAGUCCGUCUGUCCUGGGGGCCACUGGCCAUUGGUGCCCUGGUGCUGGGGGGUGGGUGUGAGCUAGAGAGAAGUUGGGCCUCCACAGGACAGGGGGGACCCAGAGACAGCUGGGGUAUGGCAGAGUCCCUGGGGCCUGUUAAUGUGUCUGGAGCUGGGGGGGGGCGGGGUAGCCUCUGCUAAGUCCAGGCCACCUGCUGUGCCCUGCAGAGCUCUUCUGCUCCCCAUGAGCUGCAGCCAGGCCUGCACUUCCUGGGCACAGGGCUGUCCCCUCUCCAAGGUGCUGAACUUGCAGGUUCCUUGCCUUGGGUGCCUCAUGACCGCCUUGUCACCAGGACCUUGCAGCCUGGCCCAGUGCAGGUGUGGAGAGGGGAGGCCUCCAGCCACUCCUGACUCAGGGACAGCAGGGAAAACACCUGCUCCUUGCAGAAGCCAACGCUACCAACUCCCUGCCCUGGGCAGAUGCUGACGGUUGGGGUGGGCAGGGUGAGAGGAAGACCCCACCUUACCUGGGUGCCACGGUCUCGGUGGGACUGAUUCCGGGCUUCCAGGAGCAACAGAGUGGGGAGCCAGGUCCAGCCGCUGCUGCCCAGGCCCCGCCCACAGCUCUGCGGUCUCCAAGCACCUCCAGCCCUUUGACCUUGGCGGUGGUGUGACCCCAGCCCUCCUCCUUGCCCCCAAGCCUGGACAAUCUUGGCAGCAGGAGUGGACAGCCCUGCACUGGCAUCUCCCGGUCUCAGCAGAUCCUGGCACAGCCUCCAGCUCACCGGAAGUCCCAGAAGGCUGGUGUUUGUGUCUCGAGGCCACCCAGGCCGGGCUCCAGCCCCAAACCGUGCACCCUGAUUCAGGUCAUCACAGCUACCUGUGUGGAAGGCACUGCUAAUGCCACGCAGGUGGGGUGACGGCCCUGCCGUGGCCACGCAGCUACCCCCACUCACCUACCCCAGUGGGGCUUUGGCUCCCAGCAGGGCGUCCUGUCAGCCCUGCCCAGGACCAAGCCCCAGGCACAGCUAUCUGGAGGCCAGGAGCACUGGGUGGGUAGGGAUGGCCUGGGGCCCGGAGCCACCCAGCCCUAGCUGGCAGCCUGUCUUACCAGUGGGGGCAGUGCACCUUCCUCAGAAAGCUUCCAUUAGAAGCCUACGGUAGCCGCUCCUCAGCCUGUAGUGAGGUCACUGCCUCCAGUGAGCCUGGCCCACAUCUCGGUGAGCACUGCAGACAUGGCCCUGCCCCUGAGGCAGAAGCAGCUGUGCGUGUACACACAAGGGCAUGUGUGCUGCAAGUGAAACCUAGGGGCUUCUCCCACUGAGCUGUAGCCUCAGUCCUACUUAUUUUUUAUUUUGAGAUGGCAUCUUGGUAAUUUCCAAGGCUGGCCUUGAAAUUUGGAUCCUCCCGCCUCAGCCUCCUGAGUUAUGUGAUCUCUUCUGCUCAGAGACCUGACCGCCCCGCUGCUGAGGCUCCCCUGGUAGGUCUUGUGCCUGCCUCAUGCCCUCUGUGUCCUUUACAAUAAACUUGUCUCCCUGGUCCAACGAGCUAUCCCACCAGGGCCACAAACCCAAGGAGGGGACUGGAAUCCUGGCUGACAGCCUGUCAGAGGGCAUCUGGCCAGGUAUGGUGCGCACCUGUGAUCCCAGCUCCUUGGGAGGCUGAGGCAGGAGGAUCAUAAACUCAAGCCCUGCCCGGGGAGCUUAGCAAGAUCCUGUCUUCAGAUGUUGAAAAGCUCCAGAGACAGCUCAGUUCAAAGGUCCUGGGUUCAGUCUCCAAAAAAUAAAAAGGCAACUUGGUGCUUCCUUUGCUGUCCAACUUGGGGCAGCUCUUGGGCCUGCUGCUGCCGCUGGGUAGCAGGGUGAGGACUGAAGAUGCCCAGCUGGUGUCCCCAGCCUCGGGUGCCACCUUAGGUUGUGCCCUAUGUCCUGCCAGGGCUGCGUUUUGCCCGCCACCAACCCCGCACUCCUUGGCCGUAAACAAGUGUGGUUCGGCUGGUGACUUGGUCUGCACUGUCACUGUGUGGCCACAGCCCACGAGCACCAGAUGCCCUGGCUGCAGCUGUGUCCACCACCAGGAUUCAGUCGAGUUCGGGGGGUCACUUGGUUUCAUUUUCUUAGUUUUCAAUAAAUUUGUCACUGACUAGCCCCAAACUUCAUAUUUUGUGAAAGCUAUUAUUGAAGCUCCUGUUUUAUUAUUGAGGCGUGGUCUCACUGUGUGGUUCAGGCUGGGCUUGAACUCAUGGGGGGGCUCCUCCUGCCUCAGCCUCCUUGGUGCUUCAAUUACAGGCUUCACACCUGGCUUGAUGGCACCUCUUAAAACCUCUGUGCUCAGCAAGUGGACCAUCACUUUCCAGUCCCUGGGCGAUGUGUACAGGACCUUCCAAUGCCCAGCCAAACUGUUAUCUGGGAGCCAGGUCUUCCCUUCUUGUCCCCUUUUCUUGGGUAGAACACACCCCAUAUGUACUAGGGGGGCCAAAAAUUACUGCUUUACAAGAAAGUAGUUUAUCCUUUUUUUGGGGGGUGGGGACAGGGCCUCACUAUAUAGUUCACCAAACCCAGCUGACUCAAGAUUCUUUAAAUCUGUCAUGUGUGCCGGGUGUGGUGGCGCAUGCCUGAAAUCCCAGCAUUUAGGAGGCUGAGGCAGGAGAAUCGCU